CCACUCUUCAUCCUCAACACUAGCCUUCUUUUCUCUUCUCAGGGAUAGUAUCUGCAUUCUGAGUAGUAGUAGAAGAAGAAGAUGGAUUUCUAUACCCAGCUGUUUCUUUACCUCGCCAUCCUCUACAUCUCUCUUUACCUUCUCUUCCUUGUCUUCCGAAAGAAAUCCUCGCCUAACCUGCCGCCUGGCAAAAAGGGAUGGCCCAUCAUCGGCGAGUCCCUGGCUUUCACCGGGGCGGCAAAGAGCGGCUGCCCCGAGAAGUUCAUAAACGACCGCACGGCUAAGUACUCCCUGGAGGUCUUCCGUACCUCGCUUCUCGGGGAAGACAUGGCCGUGUUCUGUGGUGCCACUGGCAACAAGUUCUUGUUCUCUGGCCAGAACAAGUACAUCACCACCUGGUGGCCCACCUCCAUGAAGAAGGUCACCAUCUUCCCCGAAACCAUGGAGAAGUUCAACAAGGAUGACCCCAAGAAAAUGCGCAGCUUCUUGCCAGAGUUUUUGAAGCCGGAGGCUCUCCAGCAUUACAUACCUAUCAUGGACUCCAUGACUAGGGAUCACUUGGAGAGUGACUGGUCUCCAUAUAAGGAAGUGAAGGUGUUUCCUUUGACAAAGAACUACACCUUUGCUUUGGCGUGUCGCUUGUUCAUGAACAUUAAGGACCCUAAGGUCGUGUCGAAAUUCGCCGACCCAUUUGCUCGUAUUGCUCCGGGAUUUACUUCGGUGCCUAUCAAUGUUCCCGGCACGCCAUUCAACAAAGCAGUUGAAGGAGGAAAAGUUGUAAGGCAAGAGCUUCUCAACAUUAUUAGACAAAGGAAGCAGGAGAUUUCGGAGGGAAAAGAUGCGAACGCGAGGGACUUGUUGUCUCGAUUGCUGACGGAAGCAGAUGAUGACGGUAGUGUCUAUUACGAAAUGGAUGUGUCCAACAAGAUCAUUGGACUGCUCAUUGCAAGUCAUGACACCACCAGUACAUCUAUCACAGUAAUAGUGAACUAUCUAGCUUCGUUGCCCCACAUCUAUGAGAAAGUUUAUAAAGAGCAUAUGGAGAUCGCAAAGUCUAAAGCCCCGGGUGAAUUACUGAACUGGGAUGAUAUCCAGAAGAUGAAGUAUUCUUGGAACGUGGCUUGUGAGUCAAUGAGGCUAACUCCACCUGCACAAGGGUCAUUCAGAGAGGCAAUUACUGACUUUACUUUUGCCGGUUACACAAUUCCAAAGGGCUGGAAGGCAUUUUGGACGGUGUAUACAACUCACAAGAAUCCCAAGUACUUCCCUGAUCCAGAGAAAUUUGACCCCUCAAGGUUCGAAGGAAAUGGACCCGCUCCUUUUACCUAUGUUCCCUUCGGAGGUGGACCUCGCAUGUGCCCUGGAAAAGAGUAUGCUCGGCUUGAAAUACUUGUUUUCAUGCACAAUUUGGUGACUAAAUUCAAGCUCGAGAAGGUCAUCCCGGAUGAAAAGAUCAUAUACAAUCCCUCGCCGGUCCCUGCCAAUGGUCUUCUUAUUCGCCUCCGAGCCCAUAACUAAUAGCCUGGCUUACUUGUACAAUCUUCAUACUAUGGAAGAACUUGUAUACGUAUAGUCAUAUGUGCACUACAAGUACACCACCGUUAUUCUAGCUUAAUAAAUGUUCGGUCGAUCUAAUAAAAGUUGAUGAAAGUGAUGUACAAUGUAGAGAUGUAUUCCUCAAUUAUAUGAAAUCAGUUGAAACUUUAUUUAGUAA
This is a messenger RNA of Syzygium oleosum, 1714 nucleotides long. Its product is annotated as beta-amyrin 28-monooxygenase-like. The record is from RefSeq and is a predicted model, not a curated record. The coding region runs from base 82 to 1518 and encodes 478 amino acids. Gene Ontology annotation, biological process: sterol metabolic process. The transcript is spliced from 3 exons. Gene Ontology annotation, molecular function: heme binding; monooxygenase activity; iron ion binding. NCBI's taxonomy places the organism in Eukaryota, Viridiplantae, Streptophyta, Magnoliopsida, Myrtales, Myrtaceae.